GAGAGGGAGAAAAGAGGUUGACCAAACGGAGGGAGGAGGGAGGGGGAAACGGCGUAUGCUUGUAUACAACCCUGAUUUCCAUUUUUUUCCCAACUCGUAAUGUAUUUAAUUCAAGUGAAACGUAAUCAUGACGUGUCGUGUCAUUAAUCUCCUCGCCGCCUCUCCCAAAAGCAAAGGAGGCUGCUGCCACAGAAGUGUGUCCCCCAUCAGCCGAGACACUAAAGAAUGGCAUAACAUCACACACACUGCUGAGGAUGGAUUCUCCACCAGAGUGUGUGUUGUCUCUUUCUUGUGAGCAGCCCCAGUCUCCUCCAACACUGCCGUCCCUGGACCACAGCCCCCAGGCCUCCUCUCCUAACACCCAGCUCUCUUUACCUGACAGCCCCGUUAUCCUACCCAUUCACAGCCCUGAACCUUCCUCUCAGAGCCCAGACACUACGCCUUAUUUCCCCCUCUCUCCCUUCCCUCUCAAUGAGGACAAUAACAAUCACCAUGAUUCUGAUGAAGAGGAUGACGAGGAAGAGCUUGAUGGAGUUCCCCCGUCCCCAACCCCGGCAGUGGCUUUGUUCCCAGGGUGGGGGGCAAGAAGCUGGAUGCACCCCCCCCCCCCAGCCACACCAUCAGCACCACUCCUUGGGUUUGGAGCCCUGGAGCUGGCCCUUGUUUCGGGUCAGAGUGGAAACUGCAAUGACGAGCUAGACCUGCAGCUGUUCCAAAAAGAUGCUGUUACCAAGGCGGUACCUGGAGUGGGCGGGGCUUCAUCGGGGCCUGCACUCAGAUUUCCCUGUCACGUAUGCGGGAAGAGAUUUAGAUUCCAAAGUAUUUUGUCUCUUCACGCACGAGCUCACAGUCUGGACAGAGACCGCCGAGCUUCAGCCCUCUACCGGACUGGACUACCCUCAGCACCCUUAAAGCAGCACCUCAAAGUCCAACAGAACCACAAAGACAUAAUCCAGAAUCACAGAAGUCACACAAACCAGCGUUUACUACCAGGGGCUCUCAUUCAGCAUCUCACAGAAGAAGAGGAGGUUGAUGGUGAGGGUAAAGGUAUUGAUGAUGGCCUACAGACAGACCAGAACCCAAACUUUUUAAUUGAUGACAGCACACCACUGACCCCUCCACUUACAGAGGACCCUGUAUCUGUGACCUCUCCCUAUUCUUCCACCACUGGGGAAUGUAUGUCCACAGCAUCUAUGUUUCGCUGCCACGCCUGCAAAGGAAAAUUUCGCACUGCUUCAGAGUUGGCCCGCCAUGUCCGCAUUCUCCACAACCCUUAUAAAUGCACUCUUUGUCCUUUUUCUGCCAGCCAAGAAGAAAGCCUGGCAUCCCACUUGCAGGAGUGUCACCCUUCCCCUGAGGCACCUGCUCUGCCACCAGCCUUCAAUUCCAGGCCCAUUGUUGCAACCCCUGACACUCCUGUGCCCACCCCAACCCAUACACCAGCCCCAACACCAAGUACCCCACAGGUGACAUCAGCCACUACAAUGUCUGCAUCCUCCUCACUGCCUGCAUUUCGAUGUGACACUUGUGGACAGCGGUUUACCCAGUCUUGGUUCCUAAAGGGACACAUGCGAAAGCAUAAGGAUUCCUUGGACCAUAAGUGCCAGGUAUGUGGUCGUGGCUUCAAGGAGCCUUGGUUCCUCAAAAACCACAUGAAAGUACAUCUUAACAAGCUCGGGCUGAAAGCUGGGCUGGGGACCCUUGGGGGACCAGGAGGUGCUGAGCAGCAGGCUAAAGGCUCAGCAGGUAAUCAGUCUCUCAAUGCCCUCUACUCUAGCCUUCUUCUGGCCCAGCGGGGAGGUGGCAGAGGUGGACAAGGAAGAUCAGAGAGGGACACUGGAGGCAGAACGGGGAUGAGUUCCAGCAAGUCAGCCAUCCUGGGAUACCUGGGGUUGCCCAGCGAUGGCAGUGGGGCCAGCUGUAUGGAGAGACUUCAAGCAGUGGCUCAGGUGGCAGAGAUGGGAAACAGUGGUGGUGGCAGCACUGGCAGCUCAGGAGGUGGUGAUGUGGGAAGAGGAGGGGGAAAAACUAGAGGCACAGGUGAAACCUCAGCAUCUGUAUCUGAAGGAGGGGACCAGGCAACCUGGUGGCAGCUGGUGGCUCGCAGCCUGGCAGUCGCUCAGCAGCAACAGCAGAGGUCUCAUCAGCGAGGCCAGCAGCAAGGCCAGCGAGGCCAAGGUCGGAGUUCUGUGAUCACUGAAGCUGACCAGGUCAGAGCCUACCUUGGAGGCCUGGAUCUAAGAGAGGAGUCUGGAGGAGGAGGGGGGCCAUGGGAAUGCCCAGAUUGUGGAAAGCUAUUCCGCAGUCUGCAGCAGGUGGUGGUUCAUGCUCGUGUUCACACUCAGAGGCCCCAAAAAGGAGCUGGCGGAGAAGACGAUGAGAGUGGCAGUUGCAGAGGAGCAGGACUAGGAAGAGGAGGCAGCAGCGAAGUAAGACAGGAAUCUCAGCUACACAGUGGUGGAACCCAACAAACGGGAGAAGUGAGACAGGAAUCAAAACUGCACAGUGGUGGAGCACAACAAGCAGGAAUAGCUACGGGGUUUCACUCUGUCAUCUCAGGCUUCAAAGGAGAAAAUGGCUUGACAGCGGUCUCCUCCAUACCUCCGGUUCCCACCAGGGAGCGAGUGCGUGGUAGAGGGAUAAAAGACUGCCCCUACUGUGGUAAAGCUUUCCGCUCUUCACACCAUCUCAAAGUGCACCUGAGAGUUCACACAGGUGAGAGACCCUACAAAUGUCCCCACUGUGACUAUGCGGGUACCCAGUCUGGCUCACUGAAAUACCACCUUCAGCGGCAUCACAGAGAACAACGCAAUGCCUUGUCAUCGUCCUCCAGCUCAUCUGCUGGUCUCACCUCCACUAUCAACAGUGCGACUUCUGGAACCUCUGGGCUGGUCAAGCAGCGCAGAUCCCAACUCAACCACUGCACAGUCAACCGAAGCUCAGCUGACACCCCCUCCUCUCGAUUGAGCCAGCAGUCCUGGCUGCUGGGGCUACCAGACCAGCGGGAGCAUCGAAAGGCCUUAGCAGCUCUAAGGGAUGUGGACUUGGAGACCCAGUACAGGUAUUUGUCUGGGGUGAUGGGUGCCCUUUAUCAAGGUGGAAUGGAAGGAGGCUGGAUUAGGGAGUCUCCCCCACCAAAAGCCCCUAACGUGUCCCGGCGUAAGCCCCUUACUACUAGCCGAAUCGUUCAGUCAUCAGGUGACAAGGAAGGGCCUACGCCUUCAACUCAAGAAAGUGGGUUUGAACCCCUGGAUCUGUCCCGUCGUCCCUCAUUUGGCCUUGGUGGGAUGGAAGAAGAUGCAGUUAUGAGUGUAGGGGAAGGAGGAAGUGUCAGUGGUGGUAAUAGUUCAUCAGGGGCCAAACUGAGCCAGUGUUUGUUUUGCCCUUUCCGUACGUCCUCAGCGGAGUUAAUGGCCAUGCAUCUCCAGGUCAACCACACCAGUAAGUCCAGGCGCAAAAGGGGCUCUUUGACUACCUUGAAUGAUGAUGGACCCCCAAAGGCCACCAGACCCCGAACGGCUCACUCCAAGAUUGAUUCCUUGGGGAUAUGGGGGCACGUAAGUGAGGCUGAGUCCCAGGCACCCCUGGAGGAAUGGUUCUCAACACAGGCCCAGACUCUCAAUGGGCUCUCUGAGGAUAAAACGGAACAUCUGGGCAACGUUCCCAACCACCCAAACUCCAAUGUGGCCUCUGUAUCCAAGAAUGUAAGACAUGGUUUGGCACUCAAGGGAAAGACAGAGGGAGAGGAAGACGUGCAAGAGGAAGAACUGGAAGACAAUUUGGAGAACAGCCUGGAGGAUUCACAGGACCACAAUUUGAGAAUGUCCCUCUCUCUUGCACCAGCCCUGAGCUCCAAACACAUGGUGAGAGGGGAGGAAAGAGUCUUGACAGAUUAAAACAGUUUGGAUGACAUAAUUUAAACUGGAGAGUCGAUUCCAGUGUUUUCAAUUACAUUUGCCGCAGAGCUGAAGAAUGGCCAGGACGUUUUGCAGAGAGAAAGGGGGUUCAAGGAGAAAAUGAAGAUUUUCCCCUUUAUACUUUAAUUUACAGACAGAUGUGAGCAGUCUUGGAAACUGAUACUUCAGAGGGUUUUGAGAAAAAUCACAGCUGUUACAUUUCCCUGAAAUUAUUUGUCUUUUUCAGUUCUGACAGCGUGGUACAACACAAAAUACAGUAAACUGCCUGUCCAAAAAAAGAGCAUGAUGCCUCUUUUCAGGAUUUUAUAGGCCACUUUUCCAGUUUUUUUCCCCCCCACACCAAGAUGGACAAUUUUUAAGAUGAUCUAUUUGAUACGUGAAAGAAACAGACCUUAAGCAGGUCCUUCAUCAUUCCAGAGUCAUGAAAUUCUUCCACACUACUAAUGGACCAUAUCCCAGACUACUACAGUGACCAAAUUGAAGCCAGCUGUGAAGAGAUGCUCUCCUGACUGAACACGGAACAGCCUGAAAUCUUACGCUUCAAAUUCCUCCUCAACUCACUCAGACAUGGAGGAAAUUUUUGAGUUUAUUCAAGAAAAGUUUCAAGCUGAGAACCUCAGUUAAGCUAUAUGGUAUUAAUUUAAGGCACGAGGUAAAUGUUACAGGCCGUGUACUUUCAACUGUAUAUCACUGCCUUGUUUGUCUGAAAAGUGUUACUAGACAAAUGUUAUAAAGAAAAACAGAAAGCAAAGUUUGUAAAAAAAAAAAUUCUUUUUCAAUUAGUGCCUGUUAAUGUGUGUUGUCAAGAGGGUCUCUGGUAUUGUUGCCCAUUAAUGCUAUGAUAGGUGAUUUUAUCUGAAAAUACAGGUUAAACAGUUUAAGUACAGUAUAUUUGUCAAAAGUGGGUCUAGGGUGUUGUGAAUAGUUAAGUUGUAGAUGAAAUACUACAUUGUGUCGUGAUAUCCUUGACCCAGACGGGUGCCGUUUGUGGCUCAGCUUGAAAAGAAGACAAAAAGUAAGGAAAAUACACAAUGUGUAAUGUGAUGAAAGAGGUCAAAGGGCUGAGUGAUAAAAAGGAGUCACGGUUCAGAAUUCAGUGUUUACAAUGGUGCUGAAUGCGGGUUCCGGUUGCCAAGGCAACUCAAGGUCAUCAUACUGUAGAUGCAUGGAAAAGAGCAAAACACAGAGCGGGAAUCUGUUUGAGGGCUGUAGGGAUGUCGCUUGAGCCCCCGAACACAAUCAGCUGACACAUCCUUUUACAGAGACUGAGACUAGGCAACUGUGUCAACAAAGGAACAAUUUCAUUUUUUUCUCCACUGGAGAGAAGACAUGAGAUAGAGAAAGAGAAAGAGAAAGAAAGCAGUAUCCCUGCCAAACAGGACUAAAUGUGAGAACUGUACUUUUGGGGUAUGGUGUCUUUUAGAUGAGUAGAUUCCCUCUCUUCUUCUUCUUCUGCUUUUUUUUUAUAAGAAAAGAAAGACAAUGGUAGGAGUAAUUAUUAAAACACUAACAAAUGCAUAGACAUCCCAGUAGAAUAUGUGUAGCUUUUGUAAAGACAAGAAAAAACAGACUUUUGUUUAUUUUUAUUUCAAGAAGCUUACAGAUAAAGGUUAUCAAUAUAGGUAAUAUUGAUUAUAAUGUUUGUGAGCUCAGACUAGUUGGAAUGUCUAUACAGAGCACUGUGCAAGGUUUGAGUUCCCAAAGUAGUUGUUUUUAUUUCAACUUUAUCGAUAGACCAAACAUUUAUUCAAUGGAAGUUGUCACUUUCUGUUGUUGUUUAAAGUGUGUAAAGCUGUGGUUUCAUUAGAUUUACCCCACUGAGUCGCAAAAUUGGUCAAUCAGUCGAUCAGUGCAUCACACACCCAACCACUGAACUGGUUGUUAAAGAAAGUUCAUAAUCAAAGUACAUCAUUUUUGUGUAAACAUAAAUCUACUGCUAUACAUAAAGAUAUCAAUCUGUUAUCAUGAAUUUUGUGGUUUGAAGGUAUAUUUAUAAAAAAAACAAUAUGGAUGUGAGGCUGUAAUGUCCCCUUACACUAGUUAACAACCAUUAUUUAUCUGCUUUGACUACCUUUUGAUGGGGGUAUUCCAUGAUUGCAACCACACCUUAAUGUGCAUUAAUGUGUUUAAGUUCUUUUUUAGAGCACCUUAUGAGUUUUGUAGUAAAAGUCCCUUAGUGGUGUCUCCUUAACAACUACUGUCAAUGCCACCGUGCCUUCUGUUUCAAGCACUUCCUGGUGUAUUUUGUAAAACUCACCAAAAGCACUUAGCCUAUAUCUACACACUCUCUUCCUUCCCUCUCCUGCCCUUCCACUUCCGGUUCUCCUCCUUUUCCUCUUCUUCUCCUUAUUCACCUCAGUCUAUCUUCCUAAUGGUUUUCUUGUGUCUUUACUUCCUGACCCCGCUAUCCAGGGAUCAGAUUUGUCUCCUACUGUUCGGGCCUGUUCGGCCUUAAACAAGGUCACUAGGCCUUAUUCCAAUCUAGCAUGGCUAGACUCAUGAAAGAAUGGACUACCUAACACUUAGACAAGUAAAAAUAAAAUCACUAGAAAUGUAGGGUUAGGCUACUUUUGGUUUUAAUACUAACCCUUGGUAAACCAAAGCCCAAGUCUAAGACUAAUGAAUAUUGUAUUUAAUCUCAUGACGUGCCAAAACAUGUCCAACGUGACACUAAAGCAUGUAUCAACUUAAAAUCACACAAUAAUUCUCCUUCCCUCUCUUUUCUCUCAUACUUUGUCUUCAGCCCCUCCUCCCUCCUUUUCUCUAUUUCAUGCUUGCUCAUCCUCCAUGUCUCUCUGUCCGUAAUCUAUCUCUAGCACCACUCGAAGGUGACGUGUACUAUCUGGUAUUGAGGCCUUUAUUAGAGUUUUAUUUCAGUUUGUGUGUUUGUUCAAUGCCGCUGAGAUGGAAAAAUGCUCUUCUUAUGAUGAUGAUUAUUAUUGUUUUGGCAUUAUGGUAAAAAAAAAUCAAGAGAAAUGUGUUGUUGAAUGUUGUACAGAUAGAAAUAGAGAUGUCGUGUUUUUGUUUUUUUUUUUCAAGAGAGCACAAACCCGAGUGAUGUUCCCUUCUACCCUCUCAGUGAUUAAUAGCCAGUAAUUCUACAUGUGAUGACAGAUUUCCAAAUUAAAUCCUUUAAGUAGCAUUCUUCUUAGGUUUGUAAAGGCCACAAUAAGCAGCAUUUGGCUCAAACUUCAUUGCCAAAUUUAUUCCACAAGAAGGAAAAUCCUCUCUGAAACACUGAAGCAGCAGCGCUUGAGUAAUGAUUUUACUCUAGCGAAGGUAAAAAAAUAAAAAUAAAAAAACUUAC
This is a messenger RNA of Monopterus albus (swamp eel), 7224 nucleotides long. It is a transcript of the gene znf219, whose product is annotated as zinc finger protein 219. Gene Ontology annotation, biological process: regulation of DNA-templated transcription. Lineage: Eukaryota; Metazoa; Chordata; Actinopteri; Synbranchiformes; Synbranchidae. Gene Ontology annotation, molecular function: RNA polymerase II cis-regulatory region sequence-specific DNA binding; DNA-binding transcription factor activity, RNA polymerase II-specific. The record is from RefSeq and is a predicted model, not a curated record. Gene Ontology annotation, cellular component: nucleus.